AUGUACAAUCAUUGUGGACUGCGCAAUCACAUGGCUAUUAAAGACAGCUACCACUUCCGCCACCUUCUAUACCGCUUUGCUGCCCAUGUGACUGCAGGUGAAAAACUUAGCAAACAUGAGGAAGGAUGUCUGAAAAAGCUGGGCAACGACUGCAAUGCCUACUUGCAGAUGAAAGCCCAUGAUUGCUCCCACUACCGGCAAGUGUUGGCCACACUCACUGACUUAUUAAAGAGGUCAGGCCUGCCACAGGUGAGUGAAAAAAGCCCUGCAAAGAGUCCCAAAGACCACCUCCUCCUCGCUGUGGGUACCCAGGUAUAUAAGGUUUGCCCAGAUCCCGAUGCCCUCCUGCCCUAUCUUAUCAAGGACAACCCAAUGAUGCCUGUUGUCUAUAACCACCGGAUCAAGGUUGAUGUUGAUACAGCAGAUAAGGAAAAGUGGAUCAGUACAGGUCUCUACCUCUCUCCUGGUAUGAAGACCUACAUCGCUGUACCACCUCAGAUUGUCAAAAAGAAUUGGAAGAUUCAGAUAGGAUGUCAAACUGAUUCUCUGCACAAGAACGAUGUGCUGAAGAGACCACCGUCUGUCCAUGAGCGAUUUCCUGUCACCUCAGAGAUGAUACAAGUUUGGAACCUUUGGGGAGGACUCAUCUACCUGGUGGCCCCACCCAAAACACAAGUGAAGGGGUUGGAGGUCACAGCACAAAUGGCUGUACCUGCUCCAUACUAUAAGACUGGUGUAACAACUGCAGCUGAGUGGUCGUUGCUGCGCACAGCUCCUUCACCCUGGGCAGAGUUGGAGUUUGAAAACAUCAUCCUCACCGUACCGUCAGAUGCUGUUCGGCGUCUGGAGCGCCCUGACAAGGUGGCUGCUCUGUGGGAUGAAAUCAUGAGAGCCAUUGCAGAUCUGGCUGCCAAACCACACAAAUUUCCCCGCAAGGAGCGCUUUGUGGCAGAUGUGCAGAUUUCACACGGUUUUAUGCAUGCAGGUUAUCCUAUCAUGGUACAAAAAAACUCAGCUGCUAACCUGGUUGACGUUAAAAAAGGUAAAGGCAUGUGGGGCCCCAUCCACGAGUUGGGACACAACCAACAGAGAGGCUGCUGGGAGUUCCCACCACACACCACAGAGUGUACAUGCAACCUGUGGUCAGUGUAUGUGCACGAAGAGGUGCUGGGCAUCAAGAGGGAGAAGGCUCAUGGAGCUAUGACUGCAGCAAAACGACAAAGUCGAACCAAGGAAUACAUCGCAGGAGGCAGGAAACUUGAGAGCUGGAGCAUGUGGGUGGCUCUGGAAACAUAUAUGCAGCUCCAGGAAAAGUUUGGCUGGGAUGCCUUUAAGAAAGUGUUUACUGCGUAUCACCACAUGAAGGACUUCCCCAAGGACAAGAAAGGAAAAAUGAAUCUGUAUGCCGAGACUUUCUCCCAGACUGUGGGGAUGGACCUGACUGGCUUCUUUAAGGCCUGGGGAUGGCCAAUAGAAACGGCCACUAAAGGGAAGCUCUCCCAGCUGCCUUCCUGGAACGAUCACCCCAUGACCCAGUAUAACUAAACCUCAGACCACUGCAGUGUGCAGAGAAAUGGUUUCAACCAAUAUCUUAAUUUGAAGUGAAUGAUGAGCAACACGGUGAACUGAUUUGGUGUUUGGUGUUCUGUUUUAACAACAUUUAUUAGAGUAUCUGAAUAAAGAAACAAAUGAUGUGGUGAGGUUGUAGGUAUUGAAUUCAGUUUGAAUUAUUUUUCCCUGAUGUACCUGUACGGGGUAGGUACAGUAGGCUUUCACUUACUGCCAGGUACACUAGACAUUCGAUGAUAUCAAGAGUGGAUCUUUGACUUUGUUUUGUACAGGGCUGAAAUAAUAGCAAGGCAUUGCACUACUAUAGCAUACAACGCAAUAAACUUGCCUUACACUGUGCUCUACUGAAUACGUUCACUGCAACCCUUUCCUUAAAAAAUAGUAGUCUUUUAUGAGGACACAGGAUUUUUAUAAGGACACUUAUAUUAUUAGAAAUGUGGAUUUUCUUUAUGUGAAUAAGCAUAAUAUUGAAUCUCUCAUUUGCUCUGCUGCUGCAUUUUCAUGGUUGCAUUAUGUUGGGUUGCAAUAAAGAG
This is a messenger RNA of Neolamprologus brichardi, 2102 nucleotides long. The record is from RefSeq and is a predicted model, not a curated record. Lineage: Eukaryota; Metazoa; Chordata; Actinopteri; Cichliformes; Cichlidae.